Messenger RNA from Tilletiopsis washingtonensis, 430 nucleotides. RefSeq lists its product as hypothetical. NCBI's taxonomy places the organism in Eukaryota, Fungi, Basidiomycota, Exobasidiomycetes, Entylomatales. The transcript has a single exon. The record is from RefSeq and is a predicted model, not a curated record. The coding region runs from base 95 to 307 and encodes 70 amino acids.
CCAGCUUCAGCCGCUCACACCCUCGUACUGCAGUUUGCCGCCUGUGUGCGCCGAAUGACGCUGCAAUUCUGACUGCACACAGCCGUCGCGGCACAUGCGCUGCUGGCCCACAUUGCGCGCCGAGACAUGCCCUCGCAGAGCCCCAUCGACUGCGAUCUCGUCUCAAGCUCUAAAGUCUGAUACGUCUGCUCCCACCGACAACGAAGGCCCCGCCAGCUCCGAAGCGCAGCUCGAGGCCCUGGCGGACGCUCAGCACAAGGCCGCGCUGCCGAGGACGGGGCGCCGCCACGGACGCAGAUGCGCAUGACGGCGCUGCUCCGCUGCAGCUCCUCUGCACCACAGACCGCGCCUGAAUUACGCCGAUGCAGAAGUCCACGUCUCGAUUGGUAGCAGAUGAGUAGAAUACAGAUGUGAAUGCAGAGCGGAGCCA